UGCCAACAGAAUUCACGAUUCAGAGAUAUGAGCGGGGUAGAAGAGUAUGGGGUCGAAUACGAUGCAGAUAGUGGUGCGAUUAUCGGCAAAGUUUGCCAGGCGCUCAAGAUUAAAUGGCACUGGUCCCCCUUGCCGAAGCUGUUUUUAAGAUCCAAUCUUCAUCUUCAAUAUUUCGGAGCUUUCGAUUAACAUACUGAACCCCGAACACUCGACUGCAGACUUUAGUAGAUUUCUCUCCAAAUAAAACUUCAAGAAUGGCCUCUGCUCGUCGCCCUCCACCAGCAUACACGGCUCCUCCCGAUUCCGGGGUCCAUGCGAUCUCUGAAGUCUACAGAUCCAUUUCCGCAACCGCAACGGAUCCUUCCCAACGCAUUCUAGAGUCAUCAUUUACGAUCCGGCCAUGCUCUGGUCAAGCCUGGGUAGUGCCAGCGGGCCACAUUUGUCGUCUCACCACGCCGAAGGGCCCCCAAGUCGGGGACCUGAACAUCUGGAAUGCGAACAACCCUCGGGAGCGACUCUGGGCUGCACGUACCCGUCAAAUCCAUGCCUCCCACGUGUCCGUGGGCGACCGUCUCUGGUCCAACCUGCCGUACCUGCGUCCUCUUGUGUCCAUCACCGGAGACUCCCUCGCCGGCGGCCAGCUGCAUGAAAUUCUGGAUGCAGAUGGUAGUAAGAAGGAAGGGAAAGGCUUCGGGACGACGCAGUUUGGCGGACGCGUGCACGACCUCCUGGGCACUCGCUGCGAUCCCUAUGUCAACCUCGUGAUGGGCGGAGAGAGCUUCGACUUCCACUGCCACUCCAACCUGACCCGCGCAGUGGUGCCAUAUGGCCUGAACGAGCUCGAUGUCCACGACGUGCUCAACGUGUUCCAGGUAACGGGGCUGGAUGAGGAGGGCAAAUACUUUAUGGAGACUUCACCGGCCAAGGCGGGGGAGUACUUUGAGUUCUUCGCGGAGGUGGAUGUUCUUUGUGCGCUUUCGGCGUGUCCUGGAGGUAAGUGAGAUGCUGGUAGGCGCGUAGGUGAGAGAAGUGGACAACUGCUGAUGUGACGAUUAGGUGACUUGUCGGAAUGGGGCUGGGAGGAAAAGGCAGACAUGGGAGCUACCACGCGUCCGCUCGGGGUGGAAGUAUACAAGCUGGCUGACUCGACGGUGCUGGAGGGAUGGAAAGC
Molecule: messenger RNA, 1171 nt
Organism: Aspergillus saccharolyticus JOP 1030-1
Lineage: Eukaryota; Fungi; Ascomycota; Eurotiomycetes; Eurotiales; Aspergillaceae
Product: urea carboxylase-associated family protein
Exons: 1
Coding region: 255-1001 (248 amino acids)
Source: RefSeq, a predicted model, not a curated record